GAGGAGCAGUUUCGCAGCGCAGAAUGGGCAUAAACGUGAGCCGUCAGGUUGAGCUGAGUGAGAACGAAUAUCUGCAACGAUUUGUCGGCAAAACGCACGUCCCGGCAUACGAUGACGACUUUUGGAACAACUUCCUACAGUACCACAUCAAUCUACCCACGAAUAGCCAAGAGCAGCUGAGUUUGGAUUCGCGGCUGGAAGCGCUUUGCCAGAGCUUCAUCAGCCACAAUCUGCUGACCGGAAACUUUGGCUCACUGGUUAACGUGUUCCUGUUGAAAGUUUCGGAACUGCUGACGUUAUCGGACGCCGAAAGCAAUGUACACAUCUGGCAUGCGUUCAACGCGCUGUUCAUCAUCCGUUGCCUGGUGAAGUAUAUGAUCGAAACGGGCUCGGAGUAUCAGCUGUUGCAGCACUUCGAAGCACUACCCGCACAAACACCGGAUAACGAUGUUCCGUCGGGUACGACGCCUGAUCCGAACACGCACGCAAUUGCGAUCGAUGCGCGGGUCGUGGAGGAAACGCGAGCCGCCGUAGCGAAGCUGGUCGAUGGAACUAAGUUCGAAACGUUUCUCGAAGCGCUUGUCAACAUCAUCGUCGUGAUACCGGUGAAGGAAUUCACAUAUCAUCUUCACCUGGAAGCGGUGAACUGUAUGAUCAUUCUCCUUUCCGUCAGCCUGUUCUCGCAGCAGGCGAUGGAAAAGUCAACCAUCUAUCGCGCGAUCUAUCGUUGCCAGCACGCCAACACGCUAAUGAGCGCACUGUUGCACUUCCUGAGCCGUAUGAGCCAAUCCCCACAAACCAUGUUCGGUUUCGGGACGGGCGGUUCGUUCGUGUUUGGUAUCGCCGAGUCGCUUUGGUCGAUACUGACGUUUGCCCGCAAGCAGCCCGACAUACUGACCGCACACGAUCUUCCAAGCGCGUUCCGCGAGCACUACCCGCUAGCUAACCAGAGUUUGCUGCUGAUCCUGAUCCUCACCAAUCACCACGCCACGAAAGACAACCCGUACCGUAUCAGUCUUUUUGGAUGUUGCGAUUCACAAGAUUCUCCCAAGGAUGAACCGGCAACGUUCAAGAUCGAUUUCUCUUCCUUAUACAACACACUGUGCCGAAUAGUGACCAUCGAUCAGGCCACCCUACUGCUGUAUCUGUUGCUUUAUCGAAACCAAAGAUUUCACAAGUAUGUGAUGGCACAGUCGAACCUACAGCAGCUUGUUAUUCCGAUUCUGCAGACCCUCUACAACGCUCCAGACAGUACGUCACAUCACAUUUACAUGUCGCUAAUUGUGCUGCUCAUUCUGAGCGAGGACGAUAAUUUUAACAAGAGCGUUCACCAGACAAUGCUAAAGAACGUCACCUGGUACACGGAACGUUCGAUCAGUGAGAUCUCCCUCGGUGGCCUAUUGAUACUGGUCGUCAUUCGAACGAUUCAGUACAACAUGUUAAAAAUGAGGGACAAGUAUCUGCACACAAAUUGUCUCGCCGCCUUGGCCAACAUGUCCGGACAGUUUCGUUCCCUACACCCGUACGUCGCCCAACGGUUGGUGAGUCUUUUCGAAACGCUAGCCAAGAAGCACGCACGAUUGGAUCAACAGCUCAAACAUCCCGAAGCUAACGGUGAGACGGACGUCUCGAUAUCUAUGGCUGGCGCAUUGACCUCAGAAGACAUGUUGCAGGAUCUGUCGGUGCUAGAGGAAGUACUUCGUAUGGUGCUGGAGAUACUGAACUCCUGUCUGUCCCAUCAGCUAGUGUACUGUCCCAAUCUGGUGUACACACUGCUGUACAAACGCAGCGUCUUCGAGGCCUUCCGAAGUCAUUCGGCAUUUCAGGAUAUCAUACAGAACAUUGAUAUGGUGGUAGGAUUCUUUUCAUCGCGGCUACAACGGGUACAGGACCAACGUGGUGAGCUGGGCGUCAGCGAGGUGCUGGAAGUUAUAUCGAAAGGUGCCAGCCAGUGGUCUAGUGAUCGAUUACGGAAAUUCCCCGAUCUGAAGUUCAAGUACGUGGAGGAAGAUGCGCCGGAGGAAUUUUUCAUACCCUACGUCUGGACCCUCGUAUGUAAGGCUGGCUGUGUACACUUUAGUUCCGAAACCAUCAAAGGUGUCACGACGGAUAUCGUUUGUUAACGUAAGCACCCGUACCCUCGACACUGUAGAUUAUUGUUUGGUCUUUUAAAGUAUCCCUUCCUUUCUAUGUUUAAGGUUUGGUAUUUUGAAUUAAUUACUUCCAUGCUAUAGAGCGCUACUGAUCACGCUACUGCACGAUGCAGUUGCGGUUUUUGAAUUCUUUUUCUCAACUUUUAAAAUGCAUUCCCACAAGAAGCUGCUUAUUAGACUUUGUUGCGCCGCAGUCCCGCUCUUACUGGGCUAUGACCUCUCUUAUGCGAUUUGUUGAUGUGUUUUUGUGUUCCUGAAUAAUUUAUCAAUUUUUAUGAAAUGUUUUCGUGUUGGUGACCGUGUAAGAAACGAUCGAACUCUGGGCUCAGCAGACCAACGGCAGCGUAUGCACCUUGGUAGCAAAACCGGUAAGACUGGAACAUACGGGCUACAGUAACAGGCAAUAAGGAACCCUUUACAGCGAGGACAUGAUAAUAAUAACUUCCAACACUCUCUGCGUUCUUAAGACGAGACUUAUUUACGCUCAGCAGAGUGUUGUUGUGAGAGGAUAAACUUUAACGAAAAAAUGCUACGCGCAGGAAACGAUGGACUCGAAUGUAACGCAAGCCAGGGUUGGGCAGGAUGUUUAGAAUAUUCUUAAAUUGCAAAGAAAGCUUAACAAGUCGCUACGUGACACUCUGCCACAAAUGAAGCGCAAAAGCGCAUGAUGUAACCGUGCAGGGCAAUGUGCAAAGUUAGGAAUGUUGGGGGAAAACGUUAAUCGCGUUGCAUUAGAAGCGCAUACAAAUGAAAAAAAAAACAAAUUAAAAUUAUUAA
Messenger RNA from Anopheles cruzii, 2930 nucleotides. RefSeq names its product dymeclin. Lineage: Eukaryota; Metazoa; Arthropoda; Insecta; Diptera; Culicidae. Gene Ontology annotation, cellular component: Golgi apparatus. The coding region runs from base 24 to 2123 and encodes 699 amino acids. Gene Ontology annotation, biological process: Golgi organization. The record is from RefSeq and is a predicted model, not a curated record. The transcript is spliced from 10 exons.